AAGGAAAAGACCUGCAAACUUGACUGGAAAGUUUACCUCUCCGGUACCUCAGGCAAAGGAAAGUUUUUAAAAAGCCUCAGGCGUUCCCCCUCCUUCCCCCAAGGGGUGCUCAACUGCUUAAAUCCCGGCAAUGAAGGGGAGGAGUUAAACCGAGUCCCUCCCCUUCUCCCGGGAACUUUUACCAUUCCAAACGCGAUCCAGGCUAGCGUUGGAACGGCAGGGAGUAGCUGCACGCCCCGAACUUUCCCCAUGGUUUCGGUGACCAGAACCGCGUUUGGAGAGCUGCCCUCGGGGGGAGGGACGGUGGAGAAGUUCCAGCUUCGGUCAGACCAGCUGAGUGUGGACAUCAUCUCCUGGGGCUGCACGAUCACUGCUCUGCAUGUCAAAGACAGGCAGGGAAAAGCCUCAGACGUGGUGCUCGGCUUUGCCGAGUUGGAAGGUUACCUCCAGAAGCAGCCCUACUUUGGAGCCGUGGUUGGGAGGGUAGCCAACCGAAUUGCCAAAGGAAGAUUCGCAGUGGAUGGGAAGGAGUACCACCUGCCCAUCAACAGGGAGCCCAACAGUCUCCAUGGAGGAUUCAGAGGGUUUGAUAAGGUCCUCUGGACCCCUCAGGUGUUGUCCAACGGCGUCCAGUUCUCUCGAGUCAGCCCAGAUGGUGAGGAAGGCUACCCUGGAGAGCUGAAAGUCUGGGUGACAUAUACCCUGGAUGGUGGGGAGCUUGUAAUCAACUACAGAGCACAGGCCAGCCAGACCACACCGGUUAAUCUGACCAACCAUUCUUAUUUCAACCUAGCAGGCCAGGGCUCCCCAAAUAUAUAUGACCAUGAAGUCACCAUUGCAGCCGACGCCUAUUUGCCUGUGGAUGACACCCUGAUUCCUACAGGAGUCAUUGCUCCAGUAGAAGGAACUGCAUUCGAUCUGAGAAAGCCAGUGGAGCUGGGGAAACACCUGCAGGAUCAUCACAUCCAUGGUUUCGACCACAAUUUCUGUCUGAAGGGAUCGAAAGAAAAGCAUUUUUGUGCAAGGGUGCGCCAUGCCGGAAGUGGCCGGAUCCUGGAAGUCUACACCACCCAACCCGGCGUCCAGUUCUACACCGGCAACUUCCUGGAUGGCACUCUGAGGGGCAAGGGUGGAGCGGUCUAUCCCAAGCACUCCGGUUUCUGCCUGGAGACCCAGAACUGGCCUGACGCAGUCAACCAGCCCCAGUUCCCUCCUGUGCUGCUGGGACCUGGAGAGGAGUACAACCAUACCACCUGGUUCAAGUUCUCUGUGGCUUAAAGAAGACUGGAGAUGCGACCUGGUUCGGGCCAGGCUGGGUCCCCACUAGGCCGCCUCCUAUCCCGGUGAAGACUUGGAAGCUUUAGAAGUGAUCCUGCGUGUUGCCAUGCAAACGGAAGCUGCCGUAAUACAAUCAGCUUGUAUACUGAUUUCCUUUCCCAACGCCUGGCUUCAGGCCGUGUCUAAUGACCAGCUCUGUCCUCUGUCCAGGUCAGAGGACAAAUUAACUCUACUAACCAAUGCCAUCGUCUAAGGCCUGACCCGAGUGGAGAAGUGGUCCUCGGGACUCUGAUGCUUAUUACAGGCUCCAUCUCUCCACCCUGGCUCCAUCUUGUCUAUUCUCUUUAAGCCUUCCUUUCUUUGAUGGAACUCUGUUUUUCUUUCUCCUUCUUUACCUCAGACUACCCUCCAGAAGUUAGUAUAACUUGAGUUCAAGCUAUGAGAAUUCAUCUCCUCUGUACCUCUCUCUACCUCAGUCUGCCUAAACAUUCCCAGGGUCACUGAAGGACAGCAGGGGUUUGGACCCUACUCCAUCAGAGCCUUUCUUCUCAGAUUUACGUGAGGAGCAUCAGAGAUGACCCAGUAGUGAAGAGCACACACUGCUCUUGCAGAGGGCCAGUUUAGUUCCCAGCACCCAUACCAGGCUCACAACUGCCUAUAACUCUAGCUCCAGGGGAUUGAGUGCCCUCUUCUGGCCUGCAUGAGUACCCACACUCAUGUGCGCAUACAC
Peromyscus eremicus (cactus mouse) is the source of this 2008-nucleotide messenger RNA. It is a transcript of the gene Galm, whose product is annotated as galactose mutarotase. Gene Ontology annotation, molecular function: aldose 1-epimerase activity; carbohydrate binding. The transcript has 7 exons. NCBI's taxonomy places the organism in Eukaryota, Metazoa, Chordata, Mammalia, Rodentia, Cricetidae. The record is from RefSeq and is a predicted model, not a curated record. Gene Ontology annotation, biological process: beta-D-galactose catabolic process via UDP-galactose, Leloir pathway; glucose metabolic process. The coding region runs from base 250 to 1278 and encodes 342 amino acids.